This is a messenger RNA of Indicator indicator, 2613 nucleotides long. RefSeq names its product clock circadian regulator (gene CLOCK). The record is from RefSeq and is a predicted model, not a curated record. Lineage: Eukaryota; Metazoa; Chordata; Aves; Piciformes; Indicatoridae. Gene Ontology annotation, cellular component: nucleus; CLOCK-BMAL transcription complex; cytoplasm. Gene Ontology annotation, molecular function: protein dimerization activity; DNA-binding transcription factor activity, RNA polymerase II-specific; E-box binding. Gene Ontology annotation, biological process: circadian regulation of gene expression; regulation of transcription by RNA polymerase II. Bases 1 to 2613 code for a protein of 870 amino acids. The transcript has 20 exons.
AUGUUUUUUACCAUAAGCACCCAUAAAAUGAGCUCCAUUGCAGACAGAAAUGAUGGAAGCAUUUUUGAUGGGCUGGUGGAAGAAGAUGACAAAGAUAAAGCAAAAAGAGUGUCCAGAAACAAGUCUGAGAAGAAACGUCGAGAUCAGUUUAAUGUCCUUAUCAAAGAGCUGGGCUCCAUGCUUCCCGGGAACGCUCGGAAGAUGGACAAAUCCACUGUGCUGCAGAAGAGCAUCGACUUCCUACGGAAGCACAAAGAAAUUACUGCACAAUCAGAUGCCAGUGAGAUUCGACAGGACUGGAAACCAACAUUCCUUAGUAAUGAAGAGUUCACACAGUUAAUGUUAGAGGCUCUUGAUGGUUUUUUUUUAGCAAUUAUGACAGAUGGAAAUAUAAUAUAUGUGUCUGAAAGCAUAACUCCCUUACUUGAACAUUUGCCAUCUGAUCUUGUGGAUCAGAGUGUAUUUAAUUUUAUCCCAGAGGGGGAACAUUCAGAAAUUUAUAAAAUAUUGUCUUCUCAUCUGCUGGAAAGUGAUUCAUUGACACCAGAAUACUUAAAAUCAAAAAACCAACUAGAAUUCUGUUGCCAUAUGCUCCGAGGAACAAUAGAUCCGAAAGAGCAACCUACAUACGAAUACGUAAAAUUCAUAGGAAAUUUCAAGUGUUUGAAUAAUGUUCCCAACUCAGCGCACAAUGGUUUCGAAGGAACUAUUCAGCGAUCGCACCGGCCUUCGUAUGAAGACAAAGUUUGCUUCGUGGCCACAGUUAGAUUAGCUACACCUCAAUUUAUCAAGGAAAUGUGCACUGUUGAAGAACCCAAUGAAGAGUUCACAUCUAGACAUAGCUUAGAAUGGAAGUUCCUAUUCUUGGAUCACAGGGCACCUCCGAUAAUAGGUUAUCUUCCAUUUGAAGUUUUGGGAACUUCAGGCUAUGAUUAUUAUCAUGUGGAUGAUCUAGAUAAUCUGGCAAAAUGUCAUGAGCACUUAAUGCAAUAUGGGAAAGGGAAAUCAUGUUACUACAGAUUCCUCACAAAGGGACAGCAGUGGAUUUGGCUGCAAACUCAUUACUAUAUCACCUAUCACCAGUGGAAUUCCAGGCCAGAGUUUAUUGUCUGUACGCACACUGUUGUCAGUUAUGCAGAAGUUAGAGCGGAAAGACGACGAGAGCUUGGAAUUGAGGAGUCUCUUCCAGAGAUAACAGCAGAUAAAAGUCAGGACUCGGGGUCUGACAACCACAUCAACACAGUGAGUCUCAAAGAAGCACUGGAAAGGUUUGACACCAGCCCCACACCUUCUGCUUCCUCCAGGAGUUCAAGAAAAUCUUCACAUACUGCAGUUUCAGAUCAUUCAUCAACACCAACUAAAAUGACAGUGGACACUAGCACUCCUCCAAGGCAAAGCUUAUCUGGUCAUGAAAAGACUGCACAAAGAAGAUCAUCUCUGAGCAGUCAGUCUUUAAGCUCCCAGUCUCUUGGACAACCAGUAGCUCAGCCAGCAAUGUCUCAGCCUGCAACUCUACAGCUCCAGUCUGGCAUGUCCCAGCCUGUGUUUCAGUUUUCAGCUCAGUUAGGAGCCAUGCAGCACCUGAAGGACCAGCUAGAGCAGAGGACUCGCAUGAUAGAGGCCAAUAUUCAUCGGCAGCAGGAAGAGCUGCGGAAGAUUCAAGAGCAGCUGCAAAUUGUCCAUGGUCAAGGACUCCAGAUGUUCUUGCAGCAGUCAGCUUCUGGACUCAACUUUGGCUCUGUACAGCUUGCUUCUGGAAAUUCUUCAAAUGUUCAGCAGCUAACACCAAUAAACAUGCAAGGUCAAGUUGUUCAGACUAAUCAGACUCAAAGUGGGAUGGGCACAGGCCAUAUAAGUACUCCACACAUGAUACAGCAGCAGCCUUUGCAGAGUACUGCAACACAGCAUAAUCAACAAAAUGUGCUGAGUGGACACAGUCAGCAGUCUUCUCUUGCCUCUCAGUCACAGAACACAGUCUCAGCACCUCUGUAUAACACUAUGGUGAUCUCCCAGCCAGCAACAGGAAACGUGGUCCAGGUUCCUUCUAGCUUACCACAGAACAAUAACCAGAGCACUGCUGCAGUGACCACUUUCACACAGGACAGACAAAUCAGAUUUUCUCAAGGUCAGCAGCUUGUAACCAAACUGGUGACAGCCCCAGUGGCAUGUGGAGCAGUGAUGGUGCCCAGUACCAUGUUCAUGGGACAGGUGGUGACAGCUUAUCCCACGUUUGCUGCCCAACAGCAGCAGCCACAGACUUUGUCAAUAACACAGCAGCAGCAGCAAAGUCAGCAAGACCAUCAGCAGCAGCUCACCACAGUUCAGCAACCAGCUCAGCCACAGCUGACCCAGCACCCCCAGCAGUUCCUACAGACCUCCAGGUUACUUCAUGGAAAUCAGUCAGCUCAGCUCAUCCUCUCUGCUGCUUUCCCACUACAACAAAGCACUUUUACUCAGUCCCACCACCAGCAGCACCAGUCUCAGCAGCACCAGUCUCAGCAGCACCAGUCUCAGCAGCACCAGUCUCAGCAGCACCAGUCUCAGCAGCAGCAGCAACUUUCCCGACACAGAACUGACAAGAUGAGUGAUCCUUCCAAAGUCCAGCCACAAUAG